Molecule: messenger RNA, 1854 nt
Organism: Cataglyphis hispanica
Lineage: Eukaryota; Metazoa; Arthropoda; Insecta; Hymenoptera; Formicidae
Gene: Archease
Product: protein archease-like
Exons: 4
Coding region: 63-530 (155 amino acids)
Biological process (GO): tRNA splicing, via endonucleolytic cleavage and ligation
Cellular component (GO): tRNA-splicing ligase complex
Source: RefSeq, a predicted model, not a curated record
UUGAACCCGUCAGUGAAUCAGCUGAUCGCUUUACUCACGUGGAGAAUCAGCUGUGCGCGACGAUGGAGGAACUGAUAGAUACCGAUCAAGAGAUACCGCCCAUUAAAUACGAAUAUCUCGAUCACACCGCCGACGUACAAUUGCAUUCAUGGGGCGAUACGAUGGAGGAAGCUUUCGAGCAAUGCGCGAUAGCUAUGUUCGGUUACAUGACAGAUCUGGAGCGCGUACAGAUAACACAGGUGCACCACGUGGAGGCCGAGGGUCACGAUCUCGAGAGUCUGCUAUUCCACUUUCUCGAUGAACUGCUUUUUAUGUUCAGCGCCGAGCCGUGCAUUGUCGCCAAGAAAGUCAAGAUAACUGAAUUCAACAAACAGGAAUUAAGAAUCAAAGCAACCGCGUACGGCGAGGAGUUCACGAUCGGCAAGCACACGCAAGGCGCCGAGGUAAAGGCUAUUACAUAUUCCGCGAUGCAGAUUUACGAUCGUCCGCAGGUGGAUCGACCCGAGCUCUUUGUUAUUAUCGACAUAUGAUUGUAAUCGAGUGAACGCGCUCGAUCGUCUUAUCAUACAUCUUUCGGCGUUCUCUAGCGCGGUAUUGGACGACAUUCUAAAAGAAAAAAUGUUGGAAUGGCUGGCCUACACGGAGGGUUGGAGGGAAAAAUAGAGGGAGGUUACCGAAGGGUAAGAAGGGAGACCGUAGACGCCUCCCCUAUGUAGAAUACGAUCCUUUUGUAUCUGCUCCGUAGAGUUCAAAUAAAUACGUUACGAAGAAAGCACCGGGUCCCCUUCUUCUUGGCUUUACUUGAUUCAGGUCUGUACCAAUGUUAUUUAAAUACCCGAGAAAACACGAUUCAAAAGUUGAACAUCUGCGGAUAUGUCCGUUUUCGGUAAGAAUACCGUGCAACGUAUUUCUCUCAUUGCGACAGUUUUUAUAAUUACGUGGUAUCCUAUUUAUAUUAGUAUUAUUACUAAUUUACUAUGCUUAUUAUUAAUUUAUUAUGUAACAAACUAGAAGUAUAAUUAAUACAAUAGAAUUCUUUUAUUUUGGGUCCCUGUAUUCUGGAGCACUUGUGUCUAUAAAUUGGAAUCCUCCAUUGUCUCUCAUUGAUUAUUUAUCACAUAUGAUUGAAGUGAUGCAAAAACACACGAGUAAAAAAAAGACAGAAAAUAUGACAAACUGAAACGAAUAAAAAAAUAGAAAGAAAGUAUCAGAAGAGAUAGAUAAUAAGAUUUCGAUAAUUCUACAAUAUAAAGGAAUUCUAUUAUAUUCAAUUUAUAAUAUGUAUAUACUCAGUAUGUACUUAUAUCAUAGAUUAUUUUGAUAAUUGACAAAACUAAUAUUUUUAUACAUAUUUAUAUGUUUAAUCUUAUUAAAAUAAUUGUAUACAUUUCUCUGAUUAUUUGCCUCGCACUUAUAUUUACAAUUAUAUUUCUGUCAAAAGUAAAAUACAAUACAAAUUUUUUUGAAUAAUCUCAGGCGUUAAAUUGACAUUAUAAGAAGAUGUAAUAGCUUUAUAAUUUAUGUUAGAUUUAUUAUUAUUCUCUACACGAAAUCUACACGACUGUCUUUUUGUUUAUAUAAACAUUUGAUAGAGUAUUUAAUUGUGUAUUUUCUUGUGUAUAUAUUUAGAUAUUCCAACAUACUUUUAUAUGCAUAUUGUGUAAUUAAUAGAAAAAAAUAAUCCAGACUCUUUUGGUAUUCCAAUCAGUGAAAAUAAAUGUCUUAUUUGAAAAGAAUAGCUCUCUCUCGGCAGGUUGUUAUAUACAACUUAUCUCGUUAUAGCAUGGGAUGUUGUUAAACAUGAAAAAUGAAAUUGUCAUCGAUUUAAUCAAGAUAAAAGUACGAUUUUUCUUU